Molecule: messenger RNA, 4297 nt
Organism: Diachasma alloeum
Lineage: Eukaryota; Metazoa; Arthropoda; Insecta; Hymenoptera; Braconidae
Product: E3 ubiquitin-protein ligase TRIM33
Exons: 3
Coding region: 359-3550 (1063 amino acids)
Molecular function (GO): protein binding; zinc ion binding
Source: RefSeq, a predicted model, not a curated record
AACUGAACCGAAGGAUGGAAGGCGGAGGAAGGUUCUGAAGCGACUCGUCAAACCUCACCAUGCGAAACCGUGAUGAAAUUACGGGAAAGUGAGCCAAAAACGUGUCAAAUGCCUUUCUCCCCAUCGUAACCCAAUAAUCCCUCGCCGAAUCGCGAGCAUCCCAUUUCCAGCAGCCAAGUAUCUCGUUAAACUCCCAAUAGUGUUCGUAAAAACUGGCAAAACUGUGCUCCAAAGCACUUCCGCGAGCUUUCCCCCAGCGCAGAUCGUGUUUACCAUGUGAAAUAAACAAAUAAUCAAUUGUAAAUAGCCGAAUCGCGCGUACCUACAAUUACAAUCAGUGAAUGAAUACCGUUAAAUAAUGGAGGAAGUCAUCUCCGAGGUGAUUGUGCCCCCAAGUGCCGUGAAAGAGGAGCCAAUUGAGCCCAACAAUGAUGCCCAACAGUUGCAGAUGCAAGUGACAACGAACAACGAUGAGAACGAGGGUAGCAGAUGCACCCCCGAGAGUCGCGAGAGCGAAGUGAGAUAUUUCCUCUCAAAAUGCGUAUUUUGUAAUAAAUCAUUUACCUACGAGGAUGAGGCCAAAUUGUUGGAGUGUCUUCAUGCUGCAUGCGGUGGUUGUAUAAGUGCCAAAUUGAGUGAUCACAGUGUAUACGUUGAUUCGGAGGUCGUAUUGGAGGGUAAUAUCGUGUGUCCAAUAUGCAAUGUCGCGAGUCAGGGUGAAAAUCUGAUAGAGAAUCGUUUUCACACUAAAUUCAUCGACGAUGAGAUGAAUCAAACGUCCGACGAGGACGCGAACAAGGACGAGGAGGAGGAGAAAAAGUGCACGAGCUGCCAUGACAAUGCGACAGCAACAAGUUGGUGCGUCGAUUGCGAGGAGUUUAUCUGUCAGAAUUGCGUUAUGGCGCAUCAGAGAUUGAAAAUAACGAAGGAUCACACGAUCAAGCCGAAGGAGGAGGUCUCGAGGGACGGCGAGGGUGCCAAGAAGAGCGAUAAAAAAGCCCCGAGCUACCUGUUCUGCUCGGUCCACCCCCACGAGCAGUUGUCCCUGUUCUGUCAGACCUGCGAUCGCCUGACAUGUCGUGACUGUCAGCUGACUGAGCACAGGGAUCACAGAUACAAAUUCAUCCACGAAAUAGCUGCUGAAACGAAAACAUCGGUUCAAACACUUCUCAAAGAAGUCACGUACAAACGAGUGCUGCUGAAGAGUGCGAUGAAGGUGAUAGAGGAUCGUCAGGUUCUCAUAGUCGAAAAGAAGAAGAACCUAGUGCAGGACAUAACGCAGAUGGUGGUGCAGAUGACAAAUGCGAUAAACACGAGGGGGAAACAGUUGGUGAUGCGGCUGAACGAGGUAUGCGAUCAAAAACAAAAUACAUUGAACGAGAAGCGAAUAGCACUGGAUCAAUUGUCAAAGCUGACUGAUCACUGCAUUCAGUUCGUGACAUAUGCCCUUGAGAAAGGCUCGGACAUGGACUUUCUGUACUCGAAGAAAUCGGUGACAGGUCAUCUGCAGAGAAUAAAGAAUAGGCGAGCAGACAUUCCGAAUCCGGAGAUUCCAGUGAGAAUUCACUUGUCCCUGGAGAAGGUGGCAGACCUGAUAAAGGUCGUGUCCUCUAUAGGCUCGAUAUACGUUGACGGGAGGGUCUUUCCCUCGCAGUCCCCCUCGUCGGGUGCAAGCACGCCCACCACAACCCUUCCCACUGAUUUGCAAACAGAGCGCAAGCAAACACCCCCGGUUAACGCUCCAGCUGAGAGUCCAACAGUUCCACUGUUGCCUCUUCAACCUUCAAUUUCGACUCAAGUCAACACUUUUACCUCAGUGCCUAUGACAUUCACUCCUCAACCACCAAUGGUGAACCAGCCCCCACCACUGCCUCCAUCCCAGCCCCAAGCACCCCCUCAGCAUUAUCCCCCGCAGUAUUCAAUGCACACACUACCUCCAAGAUCCUCCCCACAGUCGCAACCCCCAAGACUACCGUACAACGUGAGCUACAACGGGGCCAUUCGCCACCAACUGAUGAUGCCCCAGCGUCCCCUGGGCAACUGCCACCAGCAGGUCACCUCCUCCACACAUCCCCAGCAGGUGCAGUUCGACCAGAUGGGGCAGAACGCCAAUCUCAGGGGGCUGUUGGCUCCCUUUCAGAGGGCAAUGCCCAACAUGGCCUACAGGCUGCCCCCUGGCUACCGAUACCCAGCUAAUAACGUUCAGAGACCAGUGGCACCUGCCACACAUACCUAUCAGCCCACAAAUCCAGCUCUGGUGUCCGGGGGCAGGGUCCAGCAGCUCAACCCAGCCCCCUCGAGCCAGAUCCAGAAUCCCUACCCCAAUUAUCAGCAGGCAGCUCGUUGGCAUAUCCCCCAGUCGGCCAAUCCUGGCGUGAAUUUUUUUCCCCAGAGACCCAUGACACAGGUCCACAUACCACCAGCUUCCCUCCCCAACGAGGCUUACAAAAUAAUGCUCAAGGCACAGCAGAACAACAACACCAUCAGCAACAACAACAACAACAACAAUAAUAUGAGUAGUAAUAUGAGUAGUAAUAUGAGUAGUGGGAUGAGCAAUGCUUCGAGUGGAAGCAGUCAGAAGAGUGCGGCGACUGGGGUGGCGAGUGGGGGGGAGACCCCGCAGGUCUCGACUCCUGGACAGACAGUGACGUCUUCGGUCCCUAAGACACCGAGUCCAGUGCCGGGAAAGGCAGACGAGACUGAAAAGAGUCUCGACAAGUUCUGUCAGAAGUCUCUCAACGACUUGAUGCUGACUAUCGCCAAGUUGGAUUCCAAUGGGAUUGUCGUGAUUCCGGAGGCCCAGAAAAAUCAGUUGGACUCUGCGCAGGUCGACAGUUCGACGGAUGAGGGGGUGAACAUGGACAGGGACAACUCGGAUGAGGGCUCCAAGGAGAUCGCUGCUUCCAUGACCAAGGACGAUCCCAAUGAGGACUGGUGCGCUGUCUGCAUGGACGGGGGCGAUGCUGUCUUGUGCUGUGACAAGUGCCCCAAGGUCUUUCAUCUUUACUGUCAUAUACCAGCGCUCAAGACAUUCCCGGAUGAGAGCGAAACCUGGCAGUGCAUGCUGUGCACCAAUGUGCUAGACACUUCUGACGAUCCACCCUCUGACAAACGGCCGCAUUUUAUGAGCGCUAAGGAAUUGAGAAUCGCGCAGAGAAUUGUGCUGGAGCUUUAUUGCCAGUAUGAACAGAGUCUUCCGUUUCGGGAAAUUGUGUCACCGGAGAUUGCAGAGUACCAUCGGAUCAUCAAAAAGCCAAUGGCUCUGGAUGUCAUCCGAGAGAAACUGAAAUCCGAUAGCGCCAAUCAUUACACUGAUUUGCGACAAGUGUUUGCUGACAUUAGACUGAUGUUUAAAAAUGCAUUUACCUAUAAUCCUGUGGAUUCUCAAGUCUACCAAGAAGCUCGCAAUCUCGAGGAAUUUUUUGAAAAAUUAUUACUGAAGUGGGUACCAAAUUACGCCUACGACGAUCCAUUCUUGACAACAGAUGCUGAUGAAGACGAGGAGGUGUUCCCCCCGAACAGAAAAUAUCGAAGAAUAAUCAACGAUUGACACUUGUGUCAUUUCUUUUAACACUGAAUAAUUUUUUCUGCUUAGCUGUAGACGAUUGAGCAAAAUACUGAAUGAUCGACAUGUUUAAUCUGGAUGGGCCAGGAUUGAUUUAUCCAUCAAUAUCAUUGUUAGUUCUCCGUUGUUAGCCGUUAAAAGUUAUCAAAAUAUUUUAUAACUGUGAAUCAAAACGUGAGAGGAGAAAUGGUCAGAGUAUGACAUUUUUUUUUCUGCAAUCGCGACAAUGACUGGUGUUCAAUGACGAGAAAUGAUAGAAAUAUGUAUACGUGUAAAAUGCACAUCGCGCCCUAUCCAUAUCUAUUUUAAUCCUUCAAACGAUUCAUUUGAUUAAUCGUGAAUUAUCCCGAUCCGUUGAUUUCGAGUAAGCAUCAUCAUAUAAACGAUAUUCAUUUAGCCUACCGAAUUAAUAUCCUCAUUUAGUUUAGACUGAUAAUUUAUUUCUCUCGCCGACAUGAAACAAAAAUUUGUAAACAUUUUUAUUGAAAUCAUAAUUUUACCGAGCAGUUGCUAUGUAGAGUAUUGUAAAUUCUGUUGAAUUCUGGUGAAAAAAAUAUUCAGCAAUUUAGUUGACUAUCAAUUGUUACUAUAGAAAUAAUAAAAUUUUGAAUUUUCGGUAUUAAUCGUCAGUUUACUUCUUCAAGUAAUGUUUACGCAUUAAGUCUCAAAUGAUUGGAUACAUGGUGUAUUUUUAUAUAUACAUAUAUAAAUAUAUAUAUAUAUUAUUAUGAA